UCGGCUUGGGCUCGCUAUCGCGUUGAGUCGAGUCUGAGCCACCGCCGGAGGAGAGGAGGGGGGCCGAGCGGCGGAGGCGCGCAAGGGUUUGGGAGCCGCCGCCGGCGACCUUGGCCGGAGCGCAAAAGACUGAGGAGGCGUGGUCGGGGCUUGCCUGCUGCCGGCGGCCGGCGACCGGCGACCAACGGCCAGGACAGCUUGUGCUUAUACUGUCCUGAUGGAAACCGACAGAAGCCAGCCUGCUCCAAUUGACCCAAGAAGAGCUCGCUUUCCUUGUUGUAUAGUAUGGACACCAUUACCGUUAAUCUCAUGGUUGAUCCCCUUUAUCGGUCACAUUGGCAUCUGCAGAGAAGAUGGUGUAAUUUUGGAUUUUGCUGGGCCCAAUUUUGUAUCAGUUGAUAACUUCGCGUUUGGAGCAGUUGCACGAUAUAUUCAAGUAAACAGUGAUGAGUGCUAUAAGCUUCUUGAACCUGAAGGAGCAUCAACAUGGGAUGACGCGCUGAGGAAAGGCGUGCAGGAGUUCCAGCACAGGGGCUACAGCCUGUUCACCUGCAACUGCCACUCCUUCGUCGUGAACAAUCUGAACCGUCUGUUCUACUCCGGCCAUGACAAAUGGAAUGUGGUCAGCCUCGCUGCUGUGAUGUUCUUACGGGGUCGCUGGGUGAGCACAGCGUCGGUGGUGAAGACUUUUUUCCCAUUUGCACUGGUGAUCACCAUCGGCACUCUCCUUGGCGGCGCGACAUUCCUGAUCGGCUUGCUUGCUUUCGCUGCGGUGAUGACUGGCUGGUUCCUUGUGGGCACCUACUGCAUCAAGAGCCUUGUAGAGUUGUAGCUGGAGUAGUAUAUUGGAUUGUACUUGGUUUUGGGUCUCCUUGUGAUCAAAGGGUGCAUACUUCUAAUUUUUAUAGUUGCUUGUAAGGUUUAUUUUUGACUGGAGAGAUCUAUGAACUGGAAUAUAAUUUGUAGCUUGAUGAACUGGUCAUCGAUCCAGACGGUUAAUUCUUGACUGGAGAGACCUAUGAACUGCAGUAGAAUUUGUGGUUUGAUGAACUGCUCAUCAAUCCAGAUGGUUGCGGCAUGAA
Oryza sativa Japonica Group (Japanese rice) is the source of this 1082-nucleotide messenger RNA. RefSeq names its product protein RTE1-HOMOLOG. Gene Ontology annotation, biological process: response to ethylene; regulation of ethylene-activated signaling pathway. The record is from RefSeq and is a predicted model, not a curated record. NCBI's taxonomy places the organism in Eukaryota, Viridiplantae, Streptophyta, Magnoliopsida, Poales, Poaceae. Gene Ontology annotation, cellular component: Golgi apparatus; endoplasmic reticulum.